AUGCAGCAGAUGGAGGCUGCAAGGCUGGAGGAGAGCAAGGCGACGACCCCUGUGUUUGGUCCUGAGCCACGACCUACGGUCAGGGAGUGGAGCUUGGAGGACUUUCUGAAGCACCACCCAGCAAAGUUUGAUGGGAAGACCAGUCCUGACGCUGCAGACCAAUGGCUGAAGGACCUGGAGCUCAUCUAUGACGCCAAGAUGUGCCCUACGGAGGACAGGUUGGCGUUCUCGGUUUAUAUGCUCAUGGGAGAGGCAGAACAUUGGUGGAGCAGCACCAGAUCUAUCCUAGAGGAGAGGGAUGAGCCAGUGUCAUGGGAGACUUUCAGGGAGAGAUUUCUAUCUGAGUACUUUCCUGACAGCAUCCGGUACGCCAAGGAGGAGUUGGAGGUGAUCUUAGGAAUCGAUUGGCUCUUUGCCAAUCGCAUUCUGAUAGAUUGUCGGGAGAAGAAGUUGCUGUUUCCCGACUCAGAUGAGCUUGAGUUGGUGUCCUCUCAGGGUGUUAUGAGGGAACUACAGGACGACGCGCAGUGUUACAUGAUCUUCACGCAUAUGGAGGUGGAGAGGGGAGAGACGACGUCGGUGAUACCAGUAGUCCAGGACUUUGGGGAUGUGUUUCCAGAAGAGUGUGUGGACUACAGGCAGCUGAACAAGAUGACGAUCAAGAAUAAGUAUCCGCUCCCGAGGAUUGAUGACUUGAUGGAUCAGUUGCAUGGGUCAUCGGUGUUCUCGAAGAUAGAUCUGCGAUUGGGUUAUCAUCAGAUUUUGGUAAAGGCUGAUGAUGUACAGAAGACAGCCUUCAGGUCGAGGUAUGACCACUAUGAGUAUGUGGUUAUGCCGUUUGGUGUGACCAACGCCCCAGCGGUGUUCAUGGACUACAUGAAUAGGAUCUUCCGACCUUUCCUAGAUAAGUUUGUCGUGGUCUUCAUAGACGACAUCCUUAUCUAUUCCAGGACUCAGGAGGAGCAUGCAGAACAUCUGAGGUUGGUGCUUGGUGUUUUGAGAGAGAAGCAGUUGUAUGCCAAGUUGUCCAAGUGUGAGUUCGGGAUUGCAGUGGAUCCAACGAAGGUCGAGGUAGUGGUAAAAUGGGAAAGUCCUAAAUCAGCCACAGAGAUCAGGAGCUUUGUGGGGUUAGCAGGAUACUACAGGAGGUUCAUAGAGGGAUUCUCCAAGAUUGUGGAACCUUUGACUUUGCUUAUCCGGAAGGACCAACCCUUCACCUGGAUGGAUAAGUGUGAGGAGAGUUUCCAGGAACUGAAGAGGAGAUUGACCAGUGCACCGAUACUAGUGAUCCCGGAUGUCGAAAAGCCGUUUGAGGUCUACUGUGACGCCUUCCGCCUUGGACUUGGAUGUUUGGCAGCGAUAGUAUUUGCCUUGAAGAUCUGGAGGCACUAUCUUUAUGGUGCUCAGUUUUGGGUAUUCAGCGACCAUAAGAGCCUUAAGUACUUGUUUGAUCAGAAGGAGCUGAAUACGAGAGAGAGACAGUUGUUGGAUGUCAGUUUGAGCAGAGUCAGAGAACAGCUUGGGUCGGAAGAGGCUAGAGAUUUUACUUUGGGUGAUGAUGGUAUACUGCGGUUUCAGGAUCGGGUAUGCGUACCUGAUGAUGCUGAGGAUGGAGAGGCAGUGUUGGUUGAACCGGAGUUGUUAGCGCAGACCACCGAGAAGGUGGGGAUGGUUGAGGAACGUCGUGGAAAGACCGGUUGGAUCUGUCGUUUUGAUGUGCGAAAAUACUUUGCAUGUGUUGUUUGGUCGGAAAACUUGGCUGUUGCAGUCAAGAACAGUGGCGAGACCUGUUAA
Vigna unguiculata (cowpea) is the source of this 1794-nucleotide messenger RNA. The record is from RefSeq and is a predicted model, not a curated record. NCBI's taxonomy places the organism in Eukaryota, Viridiplantae, Streptophyta, Magnoliopsida, Fabales, Fabaceae.